GGGCGGGGCAGCAGUUCCUUUCGGGCCUCGCUGGACGCGCGGGACUCACUCGGAGCUUGGCCGCCGCCGCGGAGGGAGAGGAAGCCGCAGCCGCCCCGAGCAGCCUCGCACCGGCCGCCGUCUCUUUCUCCUCGCCCUGCAUCACCCACAGAGCCAUGGCAUCCGGCGUGGCUGUCUCCGACGGCGUCAUCAAGGUCUUCAAUGACAUGAAGGUACGCAAAGCUUCUACCCCGGACGAGGUGAAGAAACGCAAGAAGGCAGUGCUUUUCUGCCUCAGUGAGGACAAGAAGAACAUUAUUCUGGAAGAGGGGAAGGAGAUUCUGGUGGGGGAGGUGGGGGACACCAUUGAAGACCCCUACCUGCACUUCGUCAAGAUGCUGCCCGACAAGGACUGCCGCUACGCCCUCUACGACGCUACCUAUGAAACCAAGGAGAGCAAAAAGGAGGACCUUGUCUUCAUCUUCUGGGCGCCAGAAUGUGCCCCCCUGAAGAGCAAGAUGAUUUAUGCCAGUUCUAAGGAUGCCAUCAAGAAGAAACUUACAGGGAUCAAGCACGAGAUGCAAGUAAACUGCCUCGAGGAAGUGAAGGACCGCUCCACCCUGGCGGAGAAAUUGGGCGGCAACUGCGUCAUCAGCUUGGAGGGCAAGCCCUUGUGAGCCCUCCCCUCCCCUCGUGCCAGCGUCUCCGGAGCUUCCAUGUUAAUGGCCCUGUGCUACCGUUUGGGGUUUGGUGGGCGGGAUGUGGGGUGGGUUCCCCUUUUUAGUUACGUUUCAUUUUUCUGCCUUCUCACCUUUCCCCCCUCUGGUGCGCCCCUCCCACGAAGAGCAGCUGCCUCCGCUGUGCAGCUGCUGCUGAAACUUGCCAAACCGGCUACGACUCGGCCUCCCCCCCCCCCUUUUCCCCCCCCCCCCCCUCCAGGGGCCUUCCCUUGGGGGGGCCCCCCCCCCUUCCCCCCCCCCCCCCACUCGGUGGGGACCCUCAGCUUUCUCCAUUCCAGCGGUGGGACCGCUUUUGAGCAGGACUCCACUCCUAGCCAAGGCUUGCGGGGGGUGGGGAGGUAGGUAUCUGAAGGCAUAGGGUUCAGUAUAGAGCCCCCAUUCCAGAAUUAGUCCGUCAUUCCCAGUGUACGAUUUUUUUUAUUGGUCUCUGUAUGUGUGUUUUGGAAAUCCAUGUGGAAUGGCAGCUGUGUUCCCAGCCCCUCCUCACCCCCCCUCCCAGUGAUCCACUCCCCCUCUUAACUGCCAUAAAGGCUUUGUGCUUGUCUGUAGUACUGUGUAUAAAUGAGAUAUUGUGGAGAAAGCUUCGCCCUCUCGAAGUUGCGGGGUGAAAGUAACAGAACAAUGGAAGCAGCACCAAUGAUCUUCAAUAAAAAAAAAUUAAUGCUC
Messenger RNA from Varanus komodoensis (Komodo dragon), 1385 nucleotides. RefSeq names its product cofilin 1 (gene CFL1). The coding region runs from base 156 to 656 and encodes 166 amino acids. The transcript has 4 exons. The record is from RefSeq and is a predicted model, not a curated record. Gene Ontology annotation, molecular function: actin filament binding. Gene Ontology annotation, cellular component: actin cortical patch; cytoplasm; actin cytoskeleton. Gene Ontology annotation, biological process: cell motility; actin filament severing; actin filament fragmentation. Lineage: Eukaryota; Metazoa; Chordata; Lepidosauria; Squamata; Varanidae.